UCUCGGCGGCACUGCUAGCGCCUGGAAACGGGACUAGCGCGCUAAAAGAAAACUACAAGUCCCAAUGAGCGUCGCGUUGCGACGGUGGCUGGGAAGGGUCAAGCAACCCCCCCCCCCUUUCCGAUUCUGACCGCAUCGGCUGCUGCCCCGAGAAAGCGCGGACGCCCCCUUGUCCUGGCUGACAGCGAUCCUCGGCCUGGCGCCAUGGAGGAGCCGGGGACUCCCGUCACCGCCUCCGCCUCGCCUCUGGCGCUGGUGCCCCUACAGGCCGACGGGGCCGCCGUGACUGUGCUGCGGGAAGCGGCCCAGGAGCCUCCCAAGCGCCGUAAGAGGAUCCUGGACGAGGAGAGCUACAUCGAGAGUUUGGAGAAAAUUAUUCAGAGGGAUUUCUUUCCUGAUGUUGAGAAGUUACGUGCUCAGAAGGAAUACUUGGAGGCUGAAGAAAGUGGCGACUUAGAGAAAAUGAGACAAAUCGCUAUCAAAUUUGGCUCCUCGUUGGGGAAAUGGUCCAGGGAGUCACCUGCACCAUAUGUUACUCCAGCCACGUUCGAAACACCCGAAGUUCACCCAGGCACCUCUUCCUUGUUGAACAAACCAAAGAUCGGGAUCAAAGCUGCGGAGGAAGGAGAAGUGGAGAAAGAACAGAGUAAGGAUACUCUUCCCAGCCUGGACAGCUUCUUAAUAAAACACACCAGUGAAGAUAAUGCUUCAUUUGAGCAGAUCAUGGAAGUGGCCAAAGAGAAGGAAAAGGCCAGGCAUUCUUGGCUGUAUGAAGCAGAAGAGGAGUUUGCCCAGCGACGACUUGAGAAUCUGGCACUUCCCUCAGCAGAGCAGCAGGCACUAGAGAGCGGGAAAGCUGGCGUGGAGACCUGGGAGUACAAGGCUCAGAAUUCCCUGAUGUAUUACCCACCAGGUGUGCCCGAUGAGGAUGACGUGUUUAAGAAGCCUCGCGAAGUUGUCCAUAGAAACACCCGCUUUCUGAGAGAUCCAUUCAGCCAAGCUGUGAGCAAAUCCCAGCUCCAGCAGGCAGCAGCCCUCAAUGCCCAGUACAAACAGGGCAAAGUGGGGCCAGAUGGGAAGGAGCUGAUCCCCCAGGAGUCUCCAAAAGUGAAUGGAUAUGGAUUUGUGGCCACCCCCUCUCCUGCACCUGGUGUCAACGACUCUCCUCUUAUGACAUGGGGUGAGAUAGAGAGCACCCCAUUACGAGUAGAUGGGUCAGAAACGCCAUAUGUGGACAGGACACCUGGACCAGCCUUUAAGAUCCUGGAGCCUGGGCGCAGAGAGCGGUUAGGGCUCAAGAUGGCCAAUGAGGCGGCUGCUAAAAAUCGAGCAAAGAAACAGGAAGCAUUAAGAAGAGUCACGGAAAACUUGGCCAACCUCACUCCAAAAGGACUGAGUCCAGCUAUGUCACCAGCGUUGCAGCGACUAGUAAAUAGGACUGCGAGCAAAUACACUGACAAAGCCCUGCGAGCCAGUUAUACCCCUUCUCCAGCACACCCAGGAACCCCUGGCGACAAGACCCCAGCAGGAGGGGGUCACACACCCACUAGCACCCCACCUCCGAGGACUGUCUCUGAGACUCCAGUUACACAAGAUCCUGCUUCAAUCACAGACAACCUGCUGCAGCUCCCUAAAAGACGAAAGGCAUCUGAUUUCUUCUAACUACUGCCUUCACCAGCAGGGGGCUGCAUAAUUGGCUGUGCAGGGCUGUAUGCAAGCUGAGGGCAGUAUACGUUGCCAGGAGCAAGGGGCAUUUGCUUAAAGCUGCUAGAAUGUGACCGAGCAGUUGCUGGAUUUGGUACCUUUUCUGCCCUCGAGUAGUGCAUAGUUCCCACACUUGACAUGCCAUUACUAGAACAAGAGUGGAGCAGCCUGCGACAUGUUUUGGAAGCAGAAUAUUGACCAGUAUGAUAUAAUUUUUCUUAGUACCAUGUGGACAUGUUACACAGAAUCGAUAGGGGACAAGGACGCUUCCAGAAAUAGCAUAAAAGGGCUUGGACUUUUGGAAAAUAGCCAGAAAUGUUUGGGAUAUUUUUUGUAAUUCUCCUCGGUUUUUUAAAAAGCUUGCCCCUGCUGACUGCAUUUGAGUGCCUCUCUUUCUGUACAGAUGUGUCUAUUUAUAAAGUGUAGUGAGCCUUUGUAUUAAGGCCUGAACCAAGGUGUGAAACUUCCUUGCUUAUGACUUUGCGUUCCACCGAAAAAUGCUGUUCUGCUGAGUAAAGAAGAGAUGUAGGCAAGUCUCCGUAUUCUUUCCUCUUCCAAUCCCAAUUCUGUAUAGAAAGAACCAAACUAUCAGAAAGCCUCUGUAUCUUUCCGUCUAUUUAAACUGCACUCUUCAGUGUCCAACAGGCCCCAUGGCGAGCAUUAGUCCUUUGAGAAUACAGGGGAGCAGCCUUCAGUGCUCACAUUUUCUAUUAGUCUGCCUUCCUGGAUAGAGUCCAGAAACGUGGCGAAUAUUUUUGCCCUGCAGUGAAGUACAGCAGGAGAUACGGAUGUGAGUGUGCAUCUGAAAUACCCAGCAAGUUGUAGAUGUCAUAAAGAACUUUGGAAAUCUUAGAACCUAAGCAGAAAAAACAAGUCGUCAGUGUUUGGUCUGAAGCACACAGGCAUUUUACAAGGCUCUGACACUGAAUGCAGUCAUUUGGGGGAGAGGCCAGCCUGCGAAAGUGAGAUUUACUAUUGCUGUGGCAUCACCUUUCAAGUGCAGAGUCCUUGUGUGUGUUGUGUGGGGGUCAGAGUGGAAAGUCAGCAGCCUUUAUAGUUUCUUGUGCACUAGGAAAGUGCUACGCGCUGCCACUGUUGACAAGGAAUGCAUCCGUCUUUUUGUGUGUGUCUUAAAUAUAAUAGUUGCAAAUAGAGCUGCCACCUUGACCAUCUGAUGUGGUUUAGGGAGCCACAACACAGCUCCAUAUGGUCCUGAUCCAGUUUCCACUGACUUCAGUGGUCAGCUUCUCAUUGACUUCUGUGGCCAUUGGCUCAGGCCAUAUUUGAAUUGGCGAGAUCCCUUGGAUUUUCUAAGGUAUAAAAAUUCAAUUUUUUUUUGUUAAUGGCCAAUCUAUGUGUGUGUGUCUCUCUCUCUUAAAAGCAGAACUUGUCUUACAAGC
Molecule: messenger RNA, 3104 nt
Organism: Chelonoidis abingdonii (Abingdon island giant tortoise)
Lineage: Eukaryota; Metazoa; Chordata; Testudines; Testudinidae
Gene: ESS2
Product: ess-2 spliceosome associated protein
Cellular component (GO): catalytic step 2 spliceosome
Source: RefSeq, a predicted model, not a curated record